CCGCACCCUCCCCCCGCCCUCCGCCCAUCAAAGGAAGCGCGGCCCGGCUCUGAGGCCCGGGGCGGUCUCGCCCGACCUCCCCCCUCCCCGCCGCCGUGCCCCUUGGCGGGGUUUCUGCAGUUGGCCUGGCCCAGCGGGCAGCGAGCCCCCGCGGGCUGCAAACCCUCGCCCGGAUCGCAGGCUCCACGCGGCGCGGCCGCCGCCGGAAGCGCCCGGCGCAGCUCCGCCAGAGCCCCCGCCCGACCUGCGCCCGCGGAGCCCUCCCGGCGGGGCCUGGCGACCCCGGUCCCGGGCGGGCGGGCGGCCGUGCGCCCGCUGGAGAAGCCCCGCCUGCGGGCCCGCUGAGCUGGGGGCGGCCUCGGGGUCCCCGGGCGAGGGCUGGGGAGGGAAACCAAGUACGGGGUGGGUCAGGAAGAGGUUACGGCCGGGAACACCCAGCUCCCCCGGGCUCCGGUUUGCGGUGCCCUAUUUGCAAAAAUCGCUGCCUCGGGCGGCGCGGGCGGCGGGGUUGACGAGGGCCGCUGUCCGCGGUGCUGACUCCCGGUCCCGCCGCGCUCGGCCCUGCGCUCCGCCGCCGCCCUGCUCGCAGCGUGACGGCCAUCUUAUGGCCUGGCUCGCUCCGGGCAGGGUGGACAAUGAGGAUGAGUUUCACUAGUUUUCUUUCCUUCCCGCGGGAGUAUAUGUAAGAGCAGAGGGUGGAGAGAUGAGAGGGCCUCCGGGGCCGGAUGAGCCGGUCACAGUUUGCGCUGAAGUUUCUAGACCCGUCAUUUGUGCCCAUUACGAAUUCUCUCACCCAGGAACUCCACGAGAAACCUUCUAAAUGGACAUUUAAUCGGACAGCGUUUUUGCAUCAAAGGCAAGAAAUUCUUCAGCAUGUCGAUGUAAUAAAAAAUUUUUCUUUGACCAAGAAUAGUGUUCGGAUCGGACAACUGAUGCACUAUGAUUAUUCCAGCCAUAAAUAUGUUUUCUCUAUUAGCAAUAACUUCCGAUCACUGCUUCCAGACGUGUCUCCCAUCUUGAAUAAGCAUUACAAUAUCUGUGCUGUGGUUGGAAAUAGUGGGAUCCUGACAGGGAGCCAGUGCGGACAAGAAAUAGAUAAAUCAGAUUUUGUUUUUCGUUGUAAUUUUGCCCCUACGGAGGCUUUCCAAAAAGAUGUUGGAAGGAAAACCAACCUUACCACCUUCAAUCCCAGCAUUCUGGAAAAAUAUUACAACAAUCUUUUGACUAUUCAAGACCGUAAUAAUUUUUUCCUCAGUUUAAAAAAGCUUGAUGGGGCCAUUCUUUGGAUCCCUGCAUUUUUCUUCCACACUUCUGCAACUGUUACCAGAACGUUAGUUGACUUUUUUGUCGAACACAGAGGUCAGUUAAAAGUCCAGUUGGCUUGGCCUGGAAAUAUAAUGCAACAUGUCAACAGGUACUGGAAAAACAAACAUUUGUCACCCAAACGGCUAAGCACAGGUAUUCUUAUGUAUACCCUUGCAUCAGCAAUAUGUGAAGAGAUCCACUUGUACGGAUUUUGGCCUUUUGGAUUUGACCCCAACACAAGGGAAGAUCUUCCGUACCAUUAUUAUGACAAAAAAGGAACCAAAUUCACCACCAAGUGGCAGGAGUCCCACCAGCUGCCUGCUGAGUUUCAGCUGCUGUAUCGAAUGCAUGGGGAAGGGCUCACUAAACUGACUCUGUCACACUGUGCCUAAGAACUCCACAAGAAAAGUGCCAAAUGGUUGUCUAAAAAAGUGCCCCAAAUCAAAUUGAAUAGUCUUCUGAAUAGAACCCCAGAGACUGUCUUAUAAGGCUUGUCUGCCAUUUAAAUGGAAAGAUGUCUUCUUCUUUUGCACUGCUCUUUGAAUGGUCUUAGCCGAUUUCACAGGACAGAUGCGCUGAAACCAUGUGAUUUAAACUUGAUGGAUGAAAGGAAUGUUGCAUUUGGAAGUAUGCUGCUAACAAAAUGGUUUGAAGUAUUUCUGUGUUUGUAUUUUAAUAAUAAACUGCUCCUGUGUCAAUGAGGACAAGAGCUAUAGUUUUCUACAGCUCUGUUUAAGUGCAGUCCUCAGAGACCUCUGGCCAAUUAGGGCAGGAUCUGUUUAGCCAGUGGGAUCAGACUCUUCAGAAUGGAAAUAAAAAAUUGGUUUUCACUCCUUUCUCUCUCUCUCUCUCUCUCUCUCUCUCUCUCUCUCUCUCUCUCUCCUUUCUGUCUCUCUUUCAUGUCUCUUUCUCUCCCUGUCACCAUGUUCCUUGCCCCAUCACCAUAGAGUUUAAUAAUUUGCUAGGAAUCUUACAGAAUUAGCUUUGCUUGUAUGUGUUGCACCUGUAUUUGAUAUGUACAAAGCUGUGGAUCACUUUGAUAUUUCAUGACAAACCGAGCAAAUCAUGAUGAAUCCCCACAUGACGAAUUUUAUAAGAAAGCAUCCUCUAAAGUCCUCAUUUGUCCAUAUGGUCAUUCAACAGCAAGAUGGUCCCUCUGGAGUGAGUGGAAUAUAGUGUAGUGUGUCUUGCACUAUCUGAAAGGAAACCUGUGGUGUGGGUGGCAUUACAUGUCCUGGCAUGAGUAUGAUUAGGAUAGACAGCAGCACUGUGGCCCCACCUGCAAAGGCCUUUCAGCCUGUCUCCGACAGUCCCAGGCCAAGCUCUAGGUUGGGCAACCUCUCAGAAUACAGAGGCAGGGAGUCAGCUAAAUAGCCUGGGGCACAUACAGAAAAAUAAAGAACGUUUAAAAGUAGUUAUGGAAUCCCAUUCUACAGAGUUGUUACCUGUUCAGAGCCUUGGAGAACCAGCAGGGUUAGAGUUGGCCAUGUACCCCCCCAUGUGAAUAAUGCUGGGGUGAGAUUGUCUCAGUAUGGUGUCCCUCCACCACCAAGCUGGAACUGAUUGUUCACUCUGAAACAUUAGAUAUUUCCUGUCGCCACUGAAAUCAGAUCUCUAUGCCUAUAAAUUAAACCUCUCCAGAGGGAAAAGCCAUUGUAGAGUGGCAAGUCUUAGUACUGACUAACCCUUGGAGUUUGAGAGUAUGUAGAUCUGUCCUUUUCAUUGUUUCAGUCUUAGAAGCAAAAAGCACUUCUCUCCUUAACUUUUUACUGAACCAUACUUUGUUUUUCCAGUUCAGCCCAAAGUCUGGCCAAGUUGAUGUUAAAUUUUAAUAAGAAUUUCCUUUUUGUUUCCAAAUGCCAGUCAAGCACAUUUGUUUUAUGUUUGAGUGGGAUAGCUCGUUCUUUUCCAGAAAUUUUAUCUACACUGCUUGCAAUGCAACAAAUAUGGUUAGAAUUAAUUGCUAUUGCUCAUUCAUCAGCACAUUACCUCUCUUUGGAAAGGUAUAAUCAUGCCUAAAAUUAAACCAAAUACAAUAAGCAAAGAUAGUCAUUGUCUGCCCUGUCCCAAAGCUGUAUUCUUUUCAAGAAGAAAAUCAGAACUCAGGUCAGCACCAGUGAUGACACAUCUUACAAUGUCAUGUGAAUGUCAGUUAUCCAAACAGAUGGGAAAAAAUAGGAAUAGACAUUUUAACAUAGGAAAAUUUUAAAACCCUCUAAUUCUGAAAUAACUAUUAAAACAAGAUAAGACAUUUUAAAAUUCAGUGGUACAAUUUUAUGGGAAUUAAAACCGUAUCAUUUUUGUUCCUUCACUGUCACUUUAAAGAGCUUGAAAGAGGUCAUUAAUACUGCCUUACCAUUCUCAUUAUCCUUGGUUAGAAUCAUUAUGAGAUUGGUAACUGACAACCUAAGAAGUCAGCUGUCCCUAAACACUUAGAUCAUUUGGUUAUAGCCAAGUGAUACUAAUGCCAGUAUUACCCAGGCCAGGUACUAACACUAAGGUUUUAGUUGUAAUGUGCCCAUUCAUUUUUACUGGGUACAGAUGAAUAGACAGUUUGAACCAGCAGGUUAAAGGAGCAAAAAUCCAGAAUCCCUAAAACCAGUUUAUUGUUUCAAAGUGGACCACUUAAAUUUGAAUCUCAUCACAAUGCCAAGGUUUUGUGUUUGUUUUUUGAGUUCAGAGAGAGAGUAUUUUAAAAUGUUAAUGCACACUGGCUCCAUCUUAAGCUAAGAGUGGGAGGGCUUUCCCAUCCCAACCCCACCAUCAUCUUAGUUAUAAAUCUCAGUGGAACUCUGAAUAGGGAGGAAAUGGACUUUUCUCUAGAACUAGAAGGGUUUAGAGGUCAGCUCAUCCUUGUAGGAUUUCUUGGUGCUGAUCCCAAAAGACCACCCUUUUCUUCGUUAAAACUUUCUCUGAGGAAAAUUCCAGGCCCUCUUGAAAUUCAUUUAUAACCUACAUCCCUUUAUUGCAAAAUGUUUACAUGUAAUUUGUUAGUAAAGCAUUUAUCCCACUUUUCAGCACAUAGUAAGUGCUCAACAGGGGCAGCUUUUACUGUUACAUUAUUUGCAGUGUUGGUUACAACCAUAUGGACAGUUCCAGUGUAGAAGAAAAGUAGCCACUAGCUAAUCACACAAGAUCCCUUUUUGUUGUUAAAGAUUGGUUCAGAGAUUAAAGCCAUAUGACCACCAUAAUGAUCAAAAGAUGGUGGCUCCCAUGUUUCCCUAUCAGAAAGCAGUGGUGUCAGUAACCAGAGAUUGCUGACUCCCCCGUCUCCCAGGCUUGUAUGGUCAAGAGCAGUGAAUUGGGCAGAGAGAGCAUCUCACAUGUGAUUGAAGCACAGAUGCACACCCUUGGUUUUGCACUGUCCUUACUUUUCUGGUUUUAGGCUAAAUAUAUUCUUUUGUCAGAAACUUUUCUCUUUUUAAAUACUUCUAGAAGAGCCCAGCAACAAUAAUAAAUUUUUACCAUGAAUCCCCCCAAGGCUGUCUGCACAUGACACCCACAUGAAUGACCAGUUAAGUUGCAGAGGAAGGAAAAAAAAAGUCCACAAACAUUCGGCAGCCUGCUUAAUACUCGACCCUCAGUUUUUACCAGCUGUUCUGUGUCAUGUACAGACGUAGAUCCUGGGGAGACAGGAUUAAAGGUUUUCUCAAGAUUUCCUCCUCUCUUGCCUAUAAUUGAUGAUUAAAACAUAUGUGGUUCCUCCACCUUGUGUCUGUGUCUUAGAUGUCCAUUGUAAAAGUGUGUUUAGUAGUAAGUAGUGUGUACCCAACAGUGCCGUGACCUUGAUGUCAGGCAUCUGACCAUGGGGCUACCAACAAGGACAGCCCCCAGGAAGAGCUCUCCCUCCCAGUCUUCUUGUCCGCAGGUCACCAAUUAGCUAUAAAUGUGAGUGCCAAGACAAACCCAUCUUGGUGGGGAAGUUGAGGCCUGAAAGAACAUUUCUUCUAAAUUUGGGCAAGGCACUGUGUUAGACACUCUCAGGAAAUACCAUAUUGUUGGCCUAAGGCCCAUGGAAGAAGGAAAUUGUCAAGUGCUAGGACACUGGAAAAGGAAGAGGCUGAGUUUUUCCAGUACUAAUUAUUGACUUUUCACAUGAGAAAAUGGACCUACAAAAAGGAAGAGUAAUUUGCCCGUUGCAGGGUAAUUGCUGGAGAAAUUAUGACUCUUCAUCUUGGCUGGAUCAGUGUCAAAUGAAAGGCAAGAGAUUUUGGUCUCAGGUCCUUGGGGCAUAAAAAGAAGGCCUGUGAAGGACAAAAAGGGAAAAAAGAAAAAUAUUUCUCAGCACAAAACAAGGAGAUGUUUGCCUAGCAGCCCACUGGUAAUGGUCCACAUUUUCCAGAAAAAUGAAAAGAAAAACCCUCUUAUUAAACCACCAUUUAGCAAGAAGUGGUUUAGUAAGAGGGUUUUUUUUAAUUUGAUAAAUCAAUUUAGUUAUUGAUGGUUCACAGUUGACAACUGAAAUCUUAUCCAAUAAUCUAUAUUAAACUGUUUUGGUAAUAUGCAUGCAUAAUUUAUAAGUUAAAGACUGAAAAUAUUUAUGUACUUUUCCUUAUGUAUAAUUUUCAGCAGGGGUUCCUUGAGUUGAGAAAUUCUUUCCAUAGUAUGCCGAAUUUUAAUGGUACAUUUAGAUUACUACAUUUAGUUCAACAUGCUAAGAAGAUGUACAAAUUAUAAUAACUUUGGUGGGUCUCCCUUCAAAAUGGAAAACUGAACAAUUUCAUGUAUAUUUCUAGAUCUGAAGUUGUGUGUGUGUGUGUGUGUGUGUGUGUGGUGUGUAAUGAGCAUGCCAGGCAUAGGUUUCUGUGUAGCUUCUACUCCUGCCUGAAUGUAUACAGUGAAAGCUUUGCUUAGGAACAGAGUUGGGGCUGUGUAUGUGGUUGAAGAGUCCCAAUGAAACACCACAGCACCUGGGGAUCUGGGCACUUUACCUGGAUGUUUGACCUGUCUGCAUUCUGUGGCCCAGUAAAUCAAAGCUACAGAGAAGUUGAUACCAAAAGCCAAAAUAGCUAAGUAUGUCUUCCUCACAUUCUGACUGCUUUGCCACCUACAUAAAACAUUUUAAAUAGGAAACACUUUAGAAUGUUGUAUUAUGCGGUGUUUCUGAACAUUUAUUUUUAUUGUGAUGACUUACCAAAAAUAGGUAUUUGAAUAGAUGUUUUAUCUUCUAUGAAGCUCAUUCUCUUGUUAUUGAUUGCAGUGGAAUUGCAGUGAAAAUCCUGUGGCGGAAUAACUGACUCCAUUUAAGUCUAUAGUUAGGUUCUGGGUUAGGACUUGACUCAUUCACCAACAAGAAAAAGGAAAUUAGGAACUCUUCAAAAUGCAAUUCCUGCUCCUCUUUCCAAACAUUUAACUUAAAAUGUAUCAGGAUAAACCUAACUUACAAAGACUCACAGAUGAUUCCAAUGUUGCCAAGCCAUUGGAAACCAAUAAUAUUAAUACUAGUUAAUAUUAAUAAUAUUAAUUAAUAAUGCACCAUUCUGACCAAAGUAGCUGAAUACAUAUCACUCCUCAUGUAAUUAAUAUAAAAAGUUCCUUAAAAUUAUCAAAAUAUAUGGCAAGACUCACACAGUCUUAAUGACUCAAACAUUCAACUCUUGGCUAGGUUGACCCGUGGUUAGUGAACAGUAAUUAGUCUAGCCAGAAUGAUUGUAAGCUUGAGGACAAAGUUAGGAGCAUGGCUUUAAUGUGUAUAACUCCAAGAUCAAUGCUUUGUUUCACUGUCUAUAUUUCAAAUAAAGGAACCAAUCAUAGAACAUUCAUUUUUAUAAAUGGAUUGACUGAGAAAAGUUAGAAAAGUUAAAUGAUUUAUUCAAACUUGAUUUGGGAGUUAUUCCCAGAGCCUAAAAUAUUCCUCAAGGAGUCUGAUUUCUCAUUUUCAGAUUCAAGCCCCAAAUAGAGGUCUCCAACUAAAGUGAAACCAAUCAAAAAAGAAAAUUCAAAGGGCUAAAAUCCCCACAUCAACCCAACAUACGUGAAGUGCUCAGUUGCUACUAACUGCCUCCCACCGGCUUCUGUUGGAGAAGGUACUGCCAGCUGAUGAAAUUUUGGUCAGGCUUUUUUCUAUAUCUGGGCACAUACAAAGCCUUUACUCUUCAGAGGAACCAAAUGACUCCUUUGAUUUCCCUUUUGGGUGAGUCAGAAGCAGUUGUAGCUCCUUGGUAUACUGGCACUGAAGAACUAGCACUUACCAAUUUCUGUGGUGUAAAUACUCUCAUCAUAGCCAAUUUCAAACUACUGACUUAAUUUCAAUCAGAUGACAAUACAACAAUAUUUACAAGAGCCAGUACAGGCUGGCUUCAAAAUGAGCUGCCUUCAGCACAGCACUGCCUGAACAAUCUCCGAGUCAGUGAGUAGCAAAUAGAACAGGCUAGCAGUGGCUUUGGAGGGCCACCCAAAUGCCCCUUUCUCACAGGGGAGCAUUUUCCACCUUGGACAGUUCAACUAAUUUUUAGUAAAAGACUAUUAUUUGGGCUGAGGAUGUACCUCAAGUGGUUGAGCACUUACCUAAACAGGCAUGGAGCUCUGAGUUCAAUCCUCAGCACCACACAAAAAUUCACAUAGAUAUAGAUGGAUAGAUAGAUAGAUGGAUAGCUAGAUAGGUAGAUGGAUAGCUAGAUCGAUAGCUGUAUAGAUAGAUAGAUAGAUAGAUAGAUAGAUAGAUAGAUAGAUAGACAGACAGACAGACUGGUUUUAGGUUAAGGUCCUAAAGGGUUCAAAAUGUACCCUAGCCAUCUGCUAUUAGCAACUUCUCAAAAGGUUCCUCAGCAUCUUAGAUUAACAGUAGUGUUUUUUCUAACUUCAGAGUGACUUUCCAAGUACAUUUAUUCUCUAAUCUAACAGCAAGUUGGAAUGGUGUUUAGCUAAUUUAUUUUUCCAGUACCAAGGAAAGAACCCAAGACCUUUGCACUGAGCCGCAUCCCUAUCCCAAAACUAUUAAAUUGUCCACUUGGUUGUCUUUCUUCUGACAAAAUGUAAAAUUCAGAGGCAUCCAUAAAAUAGGCUAAAAACAGCACAGGGUAAAAACAAGACACUGACCUAUCUUAGCUGGUCCCGUGUGCCUGCAGAGGCUCUGUUAAUUGUCUGUACCCCACCAAGGGACACUCAGCUGAGGAUCUUGACUGAAAUCUGAAUAUGCACAGCAGUUUAUUCCCUUAGAACAUCAUCAAUGAUAAAAAUAUACCACGGACUAGGAACACCUCUGGGUGGAUUGGAGUGGCUGAGUGGGCACACUGUGUAGAGCAAGGUGACAGGUAAUGCUUUGUGCUUAGCUAAGCUUGUGUGAAGCUAGAAAAGUAUAGAUGGUAUUUCUAAUAUAAAGCUAGAAAAGAACUCCACCCACAAUCAUGUGGCCACUGCACUGAGCAGGAGAGCAGCUGUCCUCCCUUGCCCCCUGGUCAUGAGUGGACCUCUACUGAAUGUUUAGAAUUCAUAUGCCCUUGCAAUCCACAGAACGUGCUUACAAAUUAAGUUUUUCUGAUGGAAAUCAUUCGGAAAUGGGUGUAAUUAAAUCUUGUAGAAAACAAUGCUGGGGGAAAUUAUUUAAUUCUUCAGACGUAGUGAAUGCCCAUAAGUGUUUGUUGUGCAUAUAGUGAACCAAAUUUAGAUCAUGAAGGAACAACUCUACUUUCCUUACUGUAGUAAAACACCCUUCAGGUUUUAUAAGGCAUUUCUACACUAUAAAUGUUUAAAAUUCAAAUUGGAAAUUUUUAUACAGUAUUAAAGUUAAAUGGCUCUGUUUUCUGUUCUUCUUAAUGAUCAUUGAAAUUAGCUUCUUUUUCUACACUGUGCAAGCACAUUCUGUUUUAAAUGAAUCAAGUAUGUGUUUGAAUGUUUUUCUGUGUUCCCAAAAAGUUUUGUGUAGCUUGGGCACAAAGUACACUUUCCUCUGGCUCUUUCUGAUGCCAGAGAGGUUAAGUCCAUAGCUACAAGCACUUGACAGGUAGGCAACAUCUUAUUAUGAACAAAUUUCCAGCAAAACCAGCUGUGAGGAAUGAGCCAUGAUCAGAAUAUUUUUUGCUGGGAAGAUAGAGAUGAAAAAUUGUUAGACAAUGAGAAAGAGAUUUGGUCAAAACAUAGAGGUGAAAUGAACUUAUUGCAACACUUUCAAAAUAGAGGGUGAAGUUUCCCUUGAUAUACAGGAUCUAGACCUUUUUUUUUUUAUCUAGACCAUUUUGUAAAAAUUAGAGUAGCAGCACUCUACACUAGAGCUGCUGUUUAAACAUAUCUGAUUCUGCAGGAUCAGAUCUUCAGAAAGGCAGCCUUACAGCAGGACCCCUAAGAAGGAUUUGUGAUGGUCUGGGACUCCAUCACCAAGCAUCAGUAACUAGCACUGAAAUUCUCCGAGGACACAGGACAGACACACCGAAGGAUCACAGCACAGGAUUAUCAUUCACUUGCCUGGGACAUUCACCUAAGCCCAUAUCAGAACUUCAUUAUCUCAUAUGUCAGGUCUAGAUUUUAGAUGAACAUCCCCCAUGUGGUGACCAGGUUUAGGAGGUCAGCAGGACAUCUCUGCUCAAUUAGAAUUACAAUAUGUCUCCCCACCACUGAUUCUGUAUCACAAUAUCCUGUUUCUGUUCUUUAGGUAAGAAGUUGACAUUCCAUUAUGAAAGCAUAAAUUAGACAAAAGAAUAUUUGUGAUAUUUUCUCUCAUUUUAAGUUCUAUGAGAUAUACUAUUUCAUUUUCACAUCAUGUUAAAGACUAUUAGUGAAGAAUAAAGAGCAAAGCUCUAUGUGGAAUAAAUGAAACCAAAAGGUCAAAAGGUAGGAGGACAGUGAAUGUGAGUAAUUAAAGAAAUGAGCAAGAAGCAUGUGUCAGGGAAAAUAAAUGACUCUGAUGUUAUUACCAUGGCACCCUCCCUCCAGACUUGACGCAUUUAUUUUAGAAAAAGCAUCUAUGGUGAGAGACUUACAAUGAAGACUUUGCCCCUUCCCAAUUGCAUCAGAAGUUUCUUUGCCCUUUGGAAGAAGCUGUGACUCUUACAAUUAGACUCACCUGUCUUGUGAGAGGUGGCAUCACCUGCCCUUGGAAACUCAAGUUGCUGCUAAGGGGUGAGGACCACAGACACGUGGAAGAAGCCAGCCUUGCUGGACUGAGGAUCAUGUAAAUAUCUUCUACCUUCUUGAUGAACAAGGAUGAUCAUCUUUCACAGAGGUAAUUUGCGUGUAUAUUGUGGCUGUAGUUUGUGAAGAAACUGCAAUGGUUUGCUUCGACAGCUCCCCAAAUGUACCUGUUAAAUGUGAUGUGCCUGCCUCAUUGCCUCAUGUGCCAAACACAAUAAUGAAUGCAUUGUUUUUAAAUAAAUUGUUUUAUUGUGAAUUGGAAAA
Messenger RNA from Cavia porcellus (domestic guinea pig), 10635 nucleotides. RefSeq names its product ST8 alpha-N-acetyl-neuraminide alpha-2,8-sialyltransferase 3 (gene St8sia3). The record is from RefSeq and is a predicted model, not a curated record. Lineage: Eukaryota; Metazoa; Chordata; Mammalia; Rodentia; Caviidae. Gene Ontology annotation, biological process: N-glycan processing; oligosaccharide metabolic process. The transcript has 4 exons. Bases 726 to 1697 code for a protein of 323 amino acids. Gene Ontology annotation, molecular function: alpha-N-acetylneuraminate alpha-2,8-sialyltransferase activity.